CAACUCCCGUCGUGCCCCGCGUGCGCCCGCCCUGACUGCGGCACCGGGGACUGAGGUGGGCACCGGGUACCGACCGCAGCUCCCCCCGCCCGGACCCCCGUCCGGCCCCGGCACCGAUCCCGGGGAGCGGCGAGAUGGGCGGGGAGGACGAGAUCGUGCGCAUUGCCAGGCGCCUGGACAAGAUGGUGGCCAAGAAGAACGCGGAAGGUGCGAUGGAUUUACUGAAAGAACUGAAAAGUAUGCCUAUGACUUUGGAUUUACUGCAGUCCACCCGCAUUGGGAUGUCGGUGAACGCGCUGAGGAAGCAGAGCACAGAUGAAGAAGUGAUAUCACUUGCCAAAUCCCUCAUCAAAUCUUGGAAGAAACUUCUAGAUGCUUCUGAGGAAAAAAAUGAGGACAAAAAGAAAAGCCUGUCUUUGCCAACAUCUUCCUCCAGGGAGACUGGUAACUCAAGAGACCAAAGCUCCACCAAAAGGCAGGAGCCUCCAAAGACUCCGACCACCCCCAAAAUCACCACCUUCCCUCCGGCCCCCGUCACGUGUGACGCUGUGCGCAACAAAUGCAGGGAGAUGCUGACGGCAGCUCUGCAGGCUGAUGACGACUACAUCACCAUCGGUGCUGACUGCGAGCACAUAGCAGCCCAGAUUGAAGAGUGCAUCUACCAGGAUGUCAAGAACACCGACAUGAAAUACAAAAACCGCGUGAGGAGCCGCAUCUCCAACCUGAAGGACUCCAAAAAUCCCGAGCUGAAAAAGAACGUGCUGUGUGGGGCCAUCACCCCUGAGCAGAUUGCUGUGAUGACCUCGGAGGAAAUGGCCAGUAAUGAGCUGAAAGAGAUCAGGAAAGCCAUGACAAAAGAAGCAAUCCGGGAGCAUCAGAUGGCCAAGACAGGAGGGACACAGACUGACCUCUUCACCUGUGGGAAAUGCAAGAAGAAGAACUGCACCUACACCCAGGUGCAGACCCGCAGCUCCGAUGAGCCCAUGACCACCUUCGUCGUGUGCAAUGAGUGUGGGAAUCGCUGGAAGGUAGCACACCAGGGCUGUUACUGGCACUGAGGGGUGGUGGGGGCUGUUCCCAGCAUGCUGCAGGCACUUGGCUGCUCCUCAGAGGUGCUUGCCAAGCCCUCACUGGCUCUAGAGACUGAUCUUCCCUCUCAGCACAGAGGCAAGAGCUCCUGGGUUCAUCCCUGCAGACCAGCUGGGGUCAAGUCUCAUUUCCACAUUCCCUGCUCUCUUCUCAUGUCCCUUCUUCCACAACCAGCUUCACUGUGCUUUCCAUGCUGCCUCUGAGGGUAGUGGUGAUGAUGUUCAGGAUUUCAGAGUGGCUCUUUCAUGCUGUGCACAGAGCUCAGGGGUGAGCAGAAAUCUGGUCAGUGGCGAGCAGAAAUGAUGCCACUACAAAGUGCCAAA
This is a messenger RNA of Zonotrichia albicollis (white-throated sparrow), 1412 nucleotides long. It is a transcript of the gene TCEA2, whose product is annotated as transcription elongation factor A2. The record is from RefSeq and is a predicted model, not a curated record. Gene Ontology annotation, molecular function: zinc ion binding; nucleic acid binding. Lineage: Eukaryota; Metazoa; Chordata; Aves; Passeriformes; Passerellidae. Gene Ontology annotation, cellular component: nucleus. Gene Ontology annotation, biological process: transcription elongation by RNA polymerase II; DNA-templated transcription.